Molecule: messenger RNA, 1196 nt
Organism: Tupaia belangeri chinensis (Chinese tree shrew)
Lineage: Eukaryota; Metazoa; Chordata; Mammalia; Scandentia; Tupaiidae
Product: nucleophosmin-like
Exons: 6
Coding region: 39-1196 (385 amino acids)
Biological process (GO): chromatin remodeling; ribosomal large subunit biogenesis; regulation of centrosome duplication
Cellular component (GO): centrosome; nucleoplasm; ribonucleoprotein complex
Molecular function (GO): histone binding; RNA binding; chromatin binding
Source: RefSeq, a predicted model, not a curated record
UCCGCCUUCUCACCCACCCAAGUGCGUGCCACCACCCCAUGGAAGAUUCGAUGGACAUGGACGUGAGCCCCCUGAGGCCCCAGAACUAUCUUUCCGGUUGUGAACUAAAGGCCGACAAAGAUUAUCACUUUAAAGUGGAUAAUGAUGAAAAUGAACACCAGUUAUCUUUAAGAACGGUCAGUUUAGGGGCUGAUGCAAAGGAUGAAUUGCACAUUGUUGAAGCAGAGGCAAUGAAUUAUGAAGGCAGUCCAAUUAAAGUAACACUGGCAACACUGAAAAUGUCUGUACAGCCAACGGUUUCCCUUGGGGGCUUUGAAAUAACACCGCUUGUGUUGAAGUGUGGUUCAGGACCUGUGCAUAUUAGUGGACAGCACUUAGUAGCUGCGGAGGAAGAUGCAGAGUCAGAAGAAGAAGAGGAAGAGGACGUGAAACUCUUAAGUAUAUCUGGAAAGCGAUCUGCCCCUGGAGGUGGAAGCAAAUUUCCACAGAAAAAAGUAAAACUUGCUGCUGACAAAGAUGAUGACGAUGAAGAUGAUGAUGAUGAUGAUGAUGAUGAUUUUGAAGAUGAGGAAACAGAAGAAAAAGCUCCAGUGAAGAAAUCUAUACGAGAUACUCCUGGCAAAAAUGCUCCUACCAAGGCUUCUGGGACUGCUGCUGCUACCACCACCAUGGAAAGCACCAACAUGGGUCAUAACAACAGCACAACAUUAGCCAAGUAUGGGGCCCUUACAUUGGAGGCACUGUGCAACUGCACAGGCCACACACUCCUGAAGAUAGCCCUGGUGCCAGUUAGGCUUAUUGGUAUCAAGCCAAUCACCAAACAUAUGAAGUCACAGAGGUUAAGUGACCUCUCUCUACCUCACGAGGCUGUUGGGAAGAUUGAAGUAAAUGGGGGCUGUGGAAAGGGUUUUGUCAAAACUGAGAGGCCUGGAGAGCAAGGCUGGGCCCCAAAGAUGUCCUCCUACAGGGAGAGAUGCCUGCCCACCAACCCCAGCCCAAUGUCUGGGCUCUAUGUCUGUGUGGCAGCUGGCCUUCUCAAAGCUGUCCGUGCUCUGCCUGGUUCACGGAAAGAUCUUUAUGGCAAAGUGGGCAAGACAGCAGGUAAGUUCUCUUAUGGAAAAAGUAGUCCAGCUGCCUCACUGUACUACUGGGCUAAGCGUGGAUUCCUGGAGGGCUGUUUCCUCUUCACCUUAUAG